UCACAAACAUUCUGCCACUACCAUUACGAAUGCUGAGCUGAAGAAAACGAAAAUUUUCAAUUUUCAAUUCUUUUCGUCGCAUUUUUAAAUUUUUAAUUAAUAUCUUUUUUCUUUAAACAUACACGCUUUUGCAUUUCUUACUGGGAGAAUCUACUUUUUAUUAUAAUCUAGUAAAAAGGCAUCAUUAAAAAGUGACCUCCUUUUAGUGGACUGUGGUUUUAUUGCUUUUGUAUUCUUUAUUUUUUUUUUGUUUCUUUGAAAAAAUCAUCUAUUUGCCUCUUCGGAUGCAUAAUAUUUAAAACACACAUUUACUGGGCUCGUUUUCAUUAUAUUUACAGGAAUCUUUCCCUUUUCUUUUAGACAUAGUUUCUUUUUUGUUUUGGUAUCAAACUAAAUCUUUACUAAAGAAUCGAUUGACUACCAAUUUUUCACAAAUGACUCAACCAAACGUGAAUAAGCUUUCUACUGACGGACGUGUUCGUUUUUACAACUGGGCAAAAACGUUCACAAAUAUUUCUGUUGGAUUUUAUACCCCUAAAAACGAAGAUCAACUACGGGAUAUCCUAGUCGAAGCCAACACAAAACGUAAACAUGUACGUGUUGUUGGUGCAGGUCAUUCGCCAUCUGAUAUCGUUUGUAGUACUGGAUAUCUCAUUUCUUUGGAUAAAAUGAACAAAAUGGUUUCAUUCGAUCCUGAAAGCCAAACUGUCACAGUUCAAGCUGGUACUCGCUACGAUCAAUUACAGAGAGUCCUUGAAAAACUAGGCUAUUCAUUACCUAUUGUAGGUAGUAUUUCUGGUACUUCUGUUGCCGGUAUCAUGUCUACUUGCACUCAUGGCUCUAGUCUUCAGCAUCAGGUCCUUCCUGGUUAUAUCGAAUCUCUUCGUUUGAUGUUAGCAGACGGAUCAAUCGUUACAUGCUCCCGUACACGUCAAAAAGACGUCUUUUCAGCGGCUCAAGUCAGUCUUGGUGCCUUAGGUGUCGUGAUUGAUUUAACUUUACGCGUGGUACCCGCUUUCGACUUAAUUGCUACCGAAUCCAGUAUACCCAUAUCAACAUUGUUUGAAAAGUGGAAGGCAAAUGAAAUUUGGCAAGCUGCGGAAUUUGUACGGGUUCACGUCUUUCCAUAUGCCAACCGUGCUGUGGUCUGGAGUGCAAACAAAGUUAUCCCCGGUAGCGUUCCUCAUACUUCCAGACCGUCUAGUUUCCAACUAAAAUUCACCUCCUUUAUUUACGAAAAUUUACUUUAUAUUGGUAAUUUAUUUCCACGCUUUAUGCCUACUAUACAACGCCUUGCUUAUCACUUUUUCUAUGGAUGGAGGACUGGUCGUCUUUCCACUAUUGUUGGACCCGGAUUCGAUAUUAUGCAAAUGUUUUGUUUCUUCUCGCAGCACGUCACUGAGUAUUCUGUUCCUUUAGACACAGCUUCGGACGCUUUGGAAAAAGUUAUCAAUUAUACAAUUGGACCCGCCCUUGAACAGAAUAUUUACACUCACCAGCCCUUGGAAGUUCGAGUAGCUGCUCCUACUCCCGAAGAUGAGUGCUGGCUUUCUACUGCUUCUAAAGUUCCUACUUGCUUUAUAGAAUGCAUUAUGUACCGUCCUUAUCAUCGCAAUGUUAAGUAUGAAUCCUAUUUUAAUGCUUUUGAAGAAAUUAUGUGUGAAUACAAUGGUAAACCUCAUUGGGCCAAGGAAUUCAACUUGAAUAAGAAGCAGCUUUUAGAAUUGCACCCUAAUAUCUCAAAAUGGUUGAACCUUAGAAAUCUAAUGGAUCCGAACCGCGUUUUCUGGAACAAUUACAUGCGCCGUCAUUUCUCUUAAAACAAUGACUUUGUACGAACUCCGGGAACUAUAUUUUAAAGUUGUAUCUUAUAGAAGCAGCAAUAUUAAUUUUAAAUUUUGAUUCCUAUUUUACGAACGAUCACGCUUGUCAGUGUAUGUAUCUUAUGUCUAAUUAAUGGUAGAAUAGUAUGUAGCUAAUUAGGUUGGAACAAUUAAAACACCCAUACUAUGUAA
Molecule: messenger RNA, 2015 nt
Organism: Schizosaccharomyces octosporus yFS286
Lineage: Eukaryota; Fungi; Ascomycota; Schizosaccharomycetes; Schizosaccharomycetales; Schizosaccharomycetaceae
Product: D-arabinono-1,4-lactone oxidase
Exons: 1
Coding region: 435-1820 (461 amino acids)
Cellular component (GO): membrane; mitochondrion
Molecular function (GO): FAD binding; D-arabinono-1,4-lactone oxidase activity
Source: RefSeq, a predicted model, not a curated record